UCAGCGAAGUAGCGGGUUACGUGGACAAGCUGAUCUACUGAUGGAUCAUCAGUGAUGAUGCAAUAUCAUCAUAUACACUUUUUCAAUUAGCGCUAAUUUAUUAUUUGCUGAUCAUUUAUCUAUUUGCUGAACUAUUUUUCAAAAAAGAUUACUUAAAGUUGAAUUCAAAUAUGAAAAAAAAUCUUCUUAAUUAGCAGGGCAGGGCAGGACACAAAUUAUUUGAAAGUGAUUUUGCCCUGCCAGGGCAGGGCGAGUUACGAUAAAAAGCAGGGCUGGGCAGGGUAAUAAAAUUGGCCCUGUGGACACCUCUGACACACAACUCAUUUUGGACAAGAAUAAACUUAUUGUGUGGAAUUGUUGUUAAUAUUAUACACACAGUGGCUAAUAUGUAUAGCUGAUACUGAUCCACACUUUGUUGUCCAUCAUCCUAUCAGGAUAUAUACGCGAUUCUAUAUAUCGCGAUAGUUAUUUGAAGAAUAUUUACGCGACCUAAAUAUUUUUCCGUUACAAUGAUAUUGAUGAUUUAAACGACAGAAUUGAAAGAGAAAUCAAAGCUAUAAAAAGAGAAACAUUAGAUAAUGAUUUCAAUAGUAUUGUGAAAAGAUUAAAACUUUGUAUUGAUGUGGCUGGUGUGUGGGUGUGGGUGGGUGUGACUGCAGAUCACCUUACACAAACACACAAGCACAUAUUCCACCAACCACACCCACACCCUCAAGAUAGUAUUGUUUCUUAUCGAAGCACUUGAUCUCGUUUGUGUUGCUGAUAGAGAAAAUGGGCGGUAAAAGAUUUUUUCGAUUUAUUUAUUAAAACUAAUCUAAUUAAAAUAGAAUUGUUUGUUUCGAUGAUGAAAUUAAUAAUGAUGAUGAUGGUGAUGAUGAAACGAACGAAAAUAAUCAAAGUCAAGUUAAAGCUAUUAUUGAUCAUCCAUUAAUGAGAACUGUUUAUGCUAUGUAUUACGAUCCAAUUAAACGUAUUUAUUAUGAAAUUAUUAAUAUUAUUUUAA
Molecule: messenger RNA, 1003 nt
Organism: Rotaria socialis
Lineage: Eukaryota; Metazoa; Rotifera; Eurotatoria; Philodinida; Philodinidae
Source: the annotation of a GenBank genome assembly